CGAAGACCCAAGCGGCAUAGGCAGCGAGUCGUCUCGAGCGUCUCGAGCGUCCCAGCGGUCCUCCACAGUAGCGCUAGGUAGCUCCCCGUGUUCGUCUUGAACAGGGGCUUCUUCUGAGGCUGGUACGAUCUCCAUCCGUGCUCGGUAAGCGUCGCUACAGCGCAUUCAAGUCUGUCUAUCCACUGUCAAGGCCGCGGAAUUGCGUUUUUCGUUCUCUUCAGCUACUCACAGCACUGCAGAAGGAAUUACAGAGCUCUACUGAGCCUUAAUCUUCUUUUCUGCGGUCUUUAAAGCCUCGUGGGAGCUUUAGAAAGAGUAGAAACUGCUUUUUCCGAGCUUAAUCUAGGCAUUUCAACGUUAGAAAUGGAGGAGAGCGACGUGUACAUGCGAGAGGAAGGCGACCGCCCCAUGGAGCACUCGCCCCGAGGCCGCUACAUCCGCUUUGACAUCCGCUUGGGCACAGGCGCCUACAAGUCCGUGUACAAGGCGUAUGACACGGACCAGGGCAUCGACGUGGCGUGGAAUGCCAUCGACAUUGGUCUCUUACCUAGUACGGAGAAGACGCGCAUCAUCCAGGAGGUGCAGCUGCUGCAGAAGCUCGAGCACAAGAACAUCAUCAACUUCUACGGCUCGUGGUUCUCCAAGGAGAAGAACCAGGUCGUGUUCAUCACAGAGAUCAUGACGUCCGGGACGCUCAAGUCGUAUAUCAAACGUGUGCAGUUCAUCAAGUGGAAGAUCAUCAAGCGCUGGUGCAUCCAGAUCCUCGAAGGCCUGCACUAUCUGCACAGUCAGAACCCGCCGGUGAUCCACCGAGAUCUCAAGUGCGAUAACAUCUUUGUGAAUGGAAAUACAGGCGAUCUACGUAUCGGAGACUUGGGAUUGUCCACGCAGCUGGCUGUGGACAAGAGAUCCAAGGCUCAGAGUGUGCUAGGGACGCCGGAAUUCAUGGCGCCGGAGCUGUAUGACGAGAGUUACGAUGAAAAAGUGGACGUGUACGCCUUUGGCAUGUGUGUACUGGAGAUGGUGACCAAGGAGGUGCCGUAUUCCGAGUGUAUCAAUCCAGCACAGAUCUACAAGAAGGUGACGGCGGGGAUUCGACCAAAGGGACUGCAACGUGUGGUUAGUCAGGCUGCACGCGACUUUAUUGAGUUGUGCUUGUCACGUGGAAAUGGUCUGGUGGACGUCACGGCGCAGUAUCUGUUGGAUCACCCGUUUCUAAAGGCGCAAGACGAUGAUAACGACAUGGUGGAGUGUCUGGAUGAAGACGCGUUGGAGCGAGAAAGCAAGGAAGAACAGCAGCGGUUGGAGAGGGUGGCGGAGGAGUCAUUUGCGGUCGAGUUUAACAUGGAGAGCGGGUCGAAAGACGGCGCGGUUGUGGUGGUGACUGAGCGACGUAAACAGUUCCCGUCGCUGUCUUUAGAGCCGGAAGACAUGUCUGCUGCGUCUUCGGCGAGUGGUAGCACGUCGGCUCCAGCCAGUGCCACGAUGACGCACUCGCCGUCUCAGCCUGUUAUCAGCGAGAUGGUUGUCGCUGAUGAGCCUUUGUCGUCUGGGAAGAAGAGCGCUGAUGCUCAUGUGGAUCAAUUCCUCGCGACCUUGCCUGGUACCGAGAGUGCCAUUCAGAACACGCGGAUAAACAUCAUGGGCGAGUAUGCGGAGAGUCCUGUUGACUCUCCAGUAGCCAAUGGGAAAGAGACGCCGGAGCACUCGCAGUCGUUCACUGGAGAACCGUCAGCGUUGGCUGUCGAUGUGCCCAAAGUUGAGCCUCCUAACUCCGCUCCAGGGCUUCUGACGCCGUCUCAAGCGCCUCUAGCUCCAGUGCCGUCGAUGCAGCUCCCCGAACCUGUCGUGGAGCCGCAGACGAAUCUCGUCCGGCGCGCGAGUAUCCACGCACCUUCCGACCCUGCUCCGCCUCCGACUACUCCACCGGCGUCCAGCACGGCCAACGCUACCGCUCGGAAGCGCGUAAAGCGACAUGACAUCAAGGCUGCCAAAGACCCUGACAAUGAACACAGUAUCCUACUGAAUCUACGCAUCAUGAUCGACGGCAAGUCCAAGGAGAUCAAGUUCCCGUUCAAUUUAUUCGCGGAUAGUCCGCACGAAGUGGCGUGCGAGCUGGCGGUGGACGUGGGAAUCCUGGAACCGGAUCUGGAAGAUAUUGCGGAUUCGAUCCGUUUUUUGGUGACGGAGGGCAAGAUCAACAACCUGUCGGAUGUGCAGGAAGACGUGUGGGAAGAGGCCCCCGAGCCUCAUUCGUUCUCGUCCAAGCCGUUCCCGAAUGUAUCCAAGAUGUCGUUCGUGCACGUGCCUCCGGGAGCGUAUCAACCGCAAGCUUAUAUGAUGGGUGCAGCUGGCUUAGAACGCUCCCAGAGUGCUUCGAAUGUGUCAACUUCAGCAGUGCCAGCUUUGGUGCUUCAGAGCGCGCCGAAUACUGCGAGUCUGAAGGACCCAUCGUCCACGUUGAUGGUGCUGGAUGGCAGCAUGCCAGUGAAUAGCAGUAGUAGUACAAGCGCUCUUCCCUCGUUCCCCAGCAACGACGUGGCUCGAUCACCACCGCGUCCUGGUCUCCCACAUACCGCAAGCGAGUCAACACUCACCAAGGAAGCCUUGCUGAAUAUCUUGGAGAUGCAGGCACGUGGCGUGUCAUUGGGAUCGAUCGCUGAUCCGUCGUACGUCCAGCAGAUUCAUCAACUGGAAGAUCGGUUAAAAAUCGCGCGGACAUCGUUCAACGAGCAGGAAUCGUCUCUUGAAGCGGCAAUCCGAAGUGAGGAGGAGAAACAUCAGCGUGAAGUAGAGCGGUUUCGAAAGAAAAUGGAGGAGUUUGACAAGCAGCGAGCAGCUAUCGCUCGCCAGCAGAAUGGAGAGAGCGCUGUGCUGAGCGACGCCAAUGGCUCGUCGACCGCAUUGGACGAAAACCUGCGAUUGCUAGGAGAGACGACGAUGCAGAACCCCUCGACUAUGCUCGUGGAAUUUGACCAAGCUGUGGGUCUCCCAGUCGAUGGAUCGGAUGAAGAGCCUUCGCCUCCGCCGUCCGGAGCGUCUGUAAACUCCGAAGCUGCAUCGUCAGUGCCUGUAGACGAGCUGAUCCCGGCAAGCUAUUUACAAUCAGCGGCACCGUCGACAGCAGCAACGGACACGACGGCCAUGACAGCGACAGGGCUGUCGUAGUAGAGAAAACCUAGCGCAGCGUGUGAGCGAGUGCUGGUGUGUCGGUGUCCGUUGAAGCUGUCGAGUGCUUACUUAGAUUUAGUCGGCUCAGACGUGAAGAAGUCAUCACCAAAAGAAGGCGCCAUGGUGCUAGCCGCAAGCUCGCCAACGACCCGAGAGAAAAACGCAAAGGGUAUUAGCGGAGGGGGGCUGUAGCGAGAGGGAGCGAUGGCGGAAACAUGAAUGAGGGGAGUUCGUCUUGUUAUUGUGAGGAGAGGGAGAGCCGUGGUGGAUGUGAAAAUAUCAAUUGGCAGCCAGUCGGACGUUUAUUUUCC
This is a messenger RNA of Phytophthora infestans T30-4, 3482 nucleotides long. RefSeq names its product serine/threonine protein kinase. Gene Ontology annotation, cellular component: cytoplasm. Lineage: Eukaryota; Oomycota; Peronosporomycetes; Peronosporales; Peronosporaceae. Gene Ontology annotation, molecular function: ATP binding; protein serine/threonine kinase activity. Gene Ontology annotation, biological process: intracellular signal transduction; protein phosphorylation. The coding region runs from base 364 to 3168 and encodes 934 amino acids. The record is from RefSeq and is a predicted model, not a curated record. The transcript is spliced from 5 exons.